This is a messenger RNA of Ambispora leptoticha, 831 nucleotides long. NCBI's taxonomy places the organism in Eukaryota, Fungi, Glomeromycota, Glomeromycetes, Archaeosporales, Ambisporaceae. The record is from the annotation of a GenBank genome assembly.
GCUAAUAGUGGUGAGCUUGGAACCUCACCGGGAAGGGGGGGAGGGGGUGGUGGAGCUACCCAAUUACCACAAGCUAUUACCACCACCACAAAUAGUUCUAUAAUUCCCAUGGACACUCCACGCUCGCAAGAGUGGCGCCUAGAUUGGGAUACAAAAAUGGACAUUGCCUUAUUCAAUGCUGUAAUGAAAAUACGACCUGUUGGGAUACACAAGCAUUUUCGCAUGAUAUACAUUCAUAGGGAGUAUAAUGCUCAUAGUCCAGUAAAGUGUACGAUACAACAACUAUGGGAUAGGCUGAAUUUUUUUUUUGAUCUUGAACAACUUGAUGAAAUGGAAUUUGAAUUUGAAGGAGAUGGCGAUAUUGAUGAUCGAUCAAUAAAAGAAUUUAGUCUGCCCAUGGAUGACUAUGAUCAAUUAAUAGCCGAAUAUCGAAAAGCAAAUUCUUUACGUAUCAUCGAAUCACCACCGUCAAUUACUAGUGUCACUACUACAGCGACUAAUGCUAAUGUUAAAGGUCACAAAGGCGGAAAAAAAGAAUUAGCACAAUCGCCUACGAGUACUACUCGAUCAACGGCCUCUUCAUCACCAGAGCCAGAAGAACCACCACCAAAGAAAUCUAGAAGAACAUCAAGGCCACCAAAGAAAGUGGAAACAAUAGCUGAAACAUCAACUCCAAAAACACCUGCCAAACGAGGUCGUGGGAGACGUCCUUCUGAGGUACCAGCCACUAAUAAUACAAAUACUAAUACCCCUAAUGCUACUACAGCUACAACCACAACCACUCAAGCAAGUGGAAGACGCGGUUCUCGCCCAAAAAAAUCACAAAAAUAA